CCCUGCUUCCUUCACAUAACUUACACACUUUGGCCUAGACCUAUCACAGUUCAGUUAGGUCCCCCCAGAUGGGUGCAAGCUACGCAGGCAGGGGUGUACUAGAAGUGUUUCUCGGGACAGAAGACUUUGGGUGGUUCCGUUGAACAGUAGGCUAUCUGAGAGACUUUUUUACUAUCUAGAUAUUUCAGGAGAGUGGACUCUCUCUCUCUCUCUCUCUCUCUCUGUGUGCUUUGUGUCACUACGCCUGAGCUCAGUGCUUAGGAUUGUAAAGGACAGUACCAUUGGGUUGUGCAGACAGUGUCAAACUGUGGGUCUGUAAGGGUAUUACCUUACUGUGACUGUGGGGUGGAUGGCUGAGCUGGUGAGAGUGAGGAAGAAACACCUCCAGAUGCCUAUCUCCAGGCUGAGGUGUAUGGUCAAACAACUGGAGGAGAAAGAUGUGAACUUUGAAGAUCUGAAGAAGAACUUGGACUACACAGCAUCCUUACUGGAGGCAGUUUACAUUGAUGGGACCAGACCGGGUCUGGAUGCAGAGGAUGACCUCCAGAAGCUGCACUCUGAUGGCGUGCCCACGGAGGUCACUGAUUGGCUGGCUUCAACCUUCACUCAGAGGGCCCGCCGCCCCGCCCGCCGCUCCGACGACAAACCAAAGUUCCGCAGCAUCGUCCACGCAGUGCAGGCUGGGAUAUUCGUUGAGAGGAUGUUCAGAAGGGCCUACACUGCUGCCAUGCCUGACCAACCUGCAGCAGUAGUUAACUGUCUCCGGGACAUCGACCGGUGGAACUUUGAUGUGUUUGCUCUGAACACUGUCUGCCAUGACCACGCACUACAGACCCUGUUCCUGGAGCUGGUCACACGAUACGGACUCAACAGCAGAUUCAAGAUCCCCAUCUCCUGUCUGAUGUCCUUCUUGGAGAAGCUGGAGAAAGGCUACAGUAAACAUAACAACCCGUACCACAGCAGUGUCCACGCAGCCGACGUCACACAAACCCUCCACUGUCUGCUCCUCCGUACAGGACUAGUGCACUGGUUGACUGAACUGGAGGUUCUGGCGUCACUGUUUGCUGCGGCCAUCCAUGACUACGAACACACUGGAACUACAAACAACUUCCACAUUCACACAAAGUCAGACUUUGCUAUGAUCUACAACGACCGGUCAGUCCAGGAGAGCCACCACAUCAGUGCUGCGUUCCGUCUUCUCCAAGACGACCAGUCCAACAUCUUCAUGAACCUCUCCAGGGAAGAGUGGAUGGAGCUGCGAGCGCUGGUGAUAGAGAUGGUGUUGGCUACAGACAUGUCGUCUCACCUCGUCCAGGUCAAAGCCAUUAAGGGGUGUCUGCAGCAGCACGAAGGCCUAGACAAACCCAAAGCGCUGUCCCUACUACUGCACACUGCAGACAUCAGCCACCCCUCCAAGCCCUGGGGUCUACACUCUCGCUGGACCAAAGCCCUCAUGGAAGAGUUCUUCAGACAGGGUGACAGAGAGGCAGAACUAGGUCUUCCUUUCUCUCCACUGUGUGAUCGGAACAGCACCCUAGUCGCAGAGUCACAGAUAGGUUUCAUAGACUUCAUAGUAGACCCUACGUUCUCCCUACUGACUGACAUGGCUGAGAAGAUAGUCAUUCCCCUGGUGGAAGACAACCCAGGCCCACCAGACCCCUGCAAUCGGCAUAGUAAUCUGUGGAAGGAGAGUUCCAGAGGACUACAGUGGAGCCUGGCUCACUUCACCUCAGAACUGGUCACCUUCAGAUCCACCUGGACACGACACACAGAAGACAACAAGUUCAAAUGGAAGGAGAGCGGCUCUAAUGGAAUCUUGGAUCAGAACGUGACGAAGGAGCCGCCGACUGGAGGAGAGGAACUGUUCUAACGUUGUAAUGGUGCUCAACAGCAGAGAGGCCCUCUCUCGUGUAGUACGAUGGAAACCAUAUGGAAACCAUAGUCAUUUAAUGAGGGUUGCAAAUAAACAUGCGGGUCAUGUUACUUAAUUACCAAAUAUGUUUUCACCCAAAAAACACAUUGUUUAACCAGUUAGGAACAACAUUGAUGAAGAAACUGAACAAAGAACAUAUGUGUAGCAUGGGUAUCAGGGGUGACAUGGGUAACAGGGGUGACAUGGGUAUCAGGGGUAACAUGGGUAACAGGGGUAACAUGGGUAUCAGGGGUAUCAGGGGUAUCAGGGGUAACAUGGGUAUCAGGGGUAACAUGGGUAUCAGGGGUAACAUGGGUAACAUGGGUAUCAGGGGUAACAGGGGUAACAUGGGUAUCAGGGGUAACAGGCGUGACAGGGGUAGCAUGUGUAGCAUGGGUAACAUGGGUUGCAGUGGUAGCAGGGGUAACAUGGGUGACAGGGGUGACAUGGGUAACAUGGGUAUCAGGGGUAACGGGGCUAACAUGGGUAGCAUGGGUAGCAUGGGUAACAUGGGUUGCAGUGGUAGCAGGGGUAACAUAGGUAGCAAGGCAACAGGGGUAACAUGGGUGACAGGGCUAACAUGGGUAACAUGGGUAUCAGGGGUAACAGGGCUAACAUGGGUAGCAUGGGUAGCAUGGGUAACAUGGGUUGCAGUGGUAGCAGGGCUAACAUGGGUAGCAGGGGUAGCAGGGGUAACAUAGGUAGCAAGGUAACAGGGGUAACAUGGGUGACAGGGCUAACAUGGGUAACAUGGGUAUCAGGGGUAACAGGGCUAACAUGGGUAGCAUGGGUAACAUGGGUAGCAGGGUAACCGGGGUAACAUGGGUGACAGGGCUAACAGGGGUAACAUGAGUAUCAGGGGUAACAGGGCUAACAUGGGUAGCAUGGGUUGCAGUGGUAGCAGGGCUAACAUGGGUAGCAGGGGUAGCAUGGGUAACAUGGGUAGCAGGGUAGCAGGGGUAGCAUGGGUAACAUGGGUAGCAUGGGCAACAUGGGUAGCAUGGGUAACAGGGGUAGCAUGGGUAACAGGGGUAACAUGGAUAACAUGGGUAACAUGGGUAGCAUGGCUAACAUGGGUAACAUGGGUAACAUGGCUAACAGGGGUAACAUGGUAACAGGGGU
Molecule: messenger RNA, 3034 nt
Organism: Oncorhynchus kisutch (coho salmon)
Lineage: Eukaryota; Metazoa; Chordata; Actinopteri; Salmoniformes; Salmonidae
Product: calcium/calmodulin-dependent 3',5'-cyclic nucleotide phosphodiesterase 1B
Exons: 14
Coding region: 350-1870 (506 amino acids)
Biological process (GO): signal transduction
Molecular function (GO): 3',5'-cyclic-nucleotide phosphodiesterase activity
Source: RefSeq, a predicted model, not a curated record